AUGUCGGAUUCUUCGAACAUUCAGGUCAGCAACUUCUGGGAUAACACUCAAUUUGAUUUUGAUUGUAUUGAAGCAAGUGGGAGAUCUGGUGGUCUACUGAGUAUAUGGGAUUCGGGCAUUUUUACUAAAAAGGCUGCUGUUAAGAAUCGUUAUUUCUUAGCCAUACUGGGGGAAAUGGGCAAUGAAAAAAGAAAUAUUGCAGUGGUUAAUGUAUACGCUCCACAGGAUCAGAAUAUGAAAAAACAGCUUUGGGAAGAUCUACUAGUCUUGAUGGGAUCUUUUUCGGGUUCAUGGAUAUUCUUGGGUGACUUCAAUUGUGUUAGGGACCCUUUGGAAAGGAAAAACUCCAGAUUCAAUAAAAAUGAGGCAGAGGACUUUAAUUCCUUUAUCAAUGCAGCGGGUCUUGCGGAAUACUCUAUGAUGGGGUGUACCUUCACGUACGUGACGGACGACGGACUAAAACUCAGUAAGAUAGACCGGGUAUUAGUCUGUCAUUCGUUCUUAGCUAUGUGGCCUGCAGCAAAGUUAUGGGGACUGACAAGACACAAAUCUGAUCAUCGACCACUGUUAUUACUAUGCUCCGAUGUGAAUUUUGGUAAGCCACCCUUUCGGUUUUUCAACUCUUGGUUAAAAGAGGAGGGUUUAUAUGAAAUUGUGAAAAAAGCAUAUGAUGGGGUAGCUUGGUUUAACCCUCCAGACAAACUGUUAGCAGUAAAAUUAAAGGCCAUCAAAGCUGCGUUAAAACCAUGGUGUGACAAGAUCAAAGAAAAGAACAGUGGUAUGCUAAAAGACCUACAGAAAAAGGUGGAGACGUUGGAUUUAAAAGCUGAAUCAGUUGCGUUAACCGAACAGGAGAUUGAAGAUAGGAACUCAUGGCUAAAAACGAUAAAUGAGCUGGAUGAUAAAAGAUUGGAAGAUCUCAAACAAAGGGCGAAG
This is a messenger RNA of Helianthus annuus (common sunflower), 936 nucleotides long. RefSeq lists its product as uncharacterized. The record is from RefSeq and is a predicted model, not a curated record. The transcript has a single exon. NCBI's taxonomy places the organism in Eukaryota, Viridiplantae, Streptophyta, Magnoliopsida, Asterales, Asteraceae. Gene Ontology annotation, molecular function: catalytic activity. The annotation marks the transcript as partial.